This is a messenger RNA of Dovyalis caffra, 180 nucleotides long. The record is from the annotation of a GenBank genome assembly. NCBI's taxonomy places the organism in Eukaryota, Viridiplantae, Streptophyta, Magnoliopsida, Malpighiales, Salicaceae.
AUGGAAGAUAGCAUUGCAUUGAUUGAUUUGAUAGCCAAGGCAAUUCCUGAUGAAAGAAGGAAAAGGACGGGGAUGACGAGAUACCGUCUUAUGGCCCAUGGUCGUUGCGGAGACCAAUACGGCGGUGCGAGGGCGGCUUACGAAGAUCACGACGGAGUUGAUCGUCUAAUUGCUGACUAG